This is a messenger RNA of Trichoplax adhaerens, 795 nucleotides long. RefSeq lists its product as uncharacterized. NCBI's taxonomy places the organism in Eukaryota, Metazoa, Placozoa, Uniplacotomia, Trichoplacea, Trichoplacidae. The annotation marks the transcript as partial. The record is from RefSeq and is a predicted model, not a curated record. The transcript is spliced from 6 exons. Gene Ontology annotation, molecular function: aminopeptidase activity. Gene Ontology annotation, cellular component: mitochondrion.
UUGAGCAGUUUCAUUCAUAGCUUAAGGAUAAUAAAGUCUAGCUCAGAAAUAGACCUUAUGAAAUUGUCCGCAAUUACUGCUUCAAGAGCAAUGGCCGAGACGAUGAAAGCGAGCAAUGCCGGCAUUAGUGAGGCCUUCUUACAUGCAUACUUCGAGUUUGAAUGCCGUAAAAAUGGAGCGGAUGCUUUAGCUUAUCCACCUGUUGUUGCUGGAGGGAGAAGAGCGAACAUAUUACAUUAUACUAAGAAUUCGCAGCUGAUUGUAGAUGACGAAUUAGUUCUCGUAGACGCCGGAUGUGACUAUCGCUGUUAUUCUAGCGAUAUAAGUAGAACAUGGCCAAUUAAUGGAAGGUUUAAUAGAGCUCAGCGCCAGCUUUAUGAAGCCAUAUUAGAUGUUCAAGAAACUUGCAUAAAAGCAUGUAAACCCGGUAUAUCACUUAAUGAUUUAUAUGUGAUAAUGCAAAAGCAACUAGAAUCCAAUGUUGUCGGCAAGUUCAUACUACUACAGAUUUGUAACAACUUAUGCCCACAUCAUGUUGGUCAUUAUCUUGGAAUGGACGUGCACGACACGACGUCAAUUUCUACCACUAAGCAACUUGAGGAACACAUGGUAAUAACUGUUGAACCUGGUAUAUAUAUUCCCCACGAUGCCGACUACAUUCACACAGAGUUCCGUGGUAUAGGAAUUCGAAUUGAAGAUAACCUUUUGAUUACCCCAAAUAAUCACGAAGUAAUAACAAGCAUGUGCCCGAAGACAGUAAAUGCCAUUGAAGAGACAAUGUCGAAUCAAAGUUGA